AUGUUUCCUCAACGCCAGAUCUUCCGCGCCGUCCCCCGGCUGAUGCGCAGCCCCGUCGUCCAGCGCCGCUUUGCCUCGACCGAGAACCAGUUCAUCAAGGAGCGCGAGGCCGUCAAGGAGCACGCUGCCGCCACCACUGAGCUCUGGCGCAAGAUCUCCAUCUAUGCCGUCGUCCCUGCCCUGAUCCUCGCCGGCGCCAACGCCUACAACCUCUGGUCGGAGCACUGGGAGCACUGGUCGCACAUGCCCCCGCUGGAGGACCGCGUCGAGUACCCCUACCAGAACAUUCGCACCAAGAACUACCCCUGGGGUAACGGCGACAAGACCCUGUUCUGGAACGACAGCGUCAACUACCACAACAAGGACAAGGCCACCUAA
This is a messenger RNA of Pestalotiopsis fici W106-1, 378 nucleotides long. RefSeq lists its product as uncharacterized. The record is from RefSeq and is a predicted model, not a curated record. Gene Ontology annotation, cellular component: mitochondrial inner membrane. Gene Ontology annotation, molecular function: enzyme regulator activity. The transcript has 3 exons. Lineage: Eukaryota; Fungi; Ascomycota; Sordariomycetes; Amphisphaeriales; Sporocadaceae. Gene Ontology annotation, biological process: mitochondrial electron transport, cytochrome c to oxygen. The coding region runs from base 1 to 378 and encodes 125 amino acids.